UGAGUUUUCUUUCAUCCGUUAUUGGUCUUUUAACUAAUGGACAAAAAUAGGAGUACCUUUUUUCUCUUUGCUCUUUUUGAUUUGCUAGUCCUUUCAACAGCUCAUUUCGCGAGUGGUGUUGAGUAUGUAUCGGCCUUAGGCGACCCAGGGAUGAGAAGGGAUGGCCUGAGAUUGGCAAUAGAGUCAUGGAAUCAGUGCAAUGAAGUUGGAGAAGAAGUUCCACAAAUGGGUAGCCCAAGAGCUGCUGAUUGUUUUGAUAUUUAUAAGGCAGAAGAACCACAGACCAAAGAGAAGAACUGCUCUAUGUGCAACUUUUCUCCCUACACUGUGGUCCAUAAAGUCACAGAAAAUGACAACAAGCUUGGCAUUGGUGAUACCUUUCAUGGAAUGCAAGUCCAAGCCCUUUACAAUGCAGAUCUUUAUGCUGCAGAGAAAGAACUUUAUUUGGGAUCUAAAUGUGAGGUUGAAGACAUCCCUAAUCCAUGGCAAUUCUGGAUGAUCAUGCUUAAGAAUGGAAAUAUGGAUACAUUGGCUGCCAAGUGUCCUCGGAACGGCCAGAGAGCCGCACCGUUUUUACCGGAUGGUAGCUUCCCUUGCUUUGGCAUAGGCUGCAUGAAUCAACCAUUGAUUUAUCAUGAAUAUACCACACUGCAAGGCCCCAAUAGGACAAUGCUCAAGGGAAGAUUUUUUGGAUCAUGGGACUUGGAUGCUGACUUGAGUUCAGGAUUAGUGCAAAACAGAUCUUACUACUCUGUGACAUGGGAGAAGGAAAUUAGCAAGGGAAGCUGGAUUUUCCAUCACACUUUGAGGACCUCAAUAAAGUAUCCAUGGUUAAUGCUUUACCUAAGAUCGGAUGCUACAACUGGUUUUUCUGGAGGAUACCAUUACCCUUCUAGGGGAAUGUUCAAAAUUAUUCCAGAAUCACCUAACUUCAAAGUGAGAUUCACUCUGAAUGUGCUUCAAGGUGGUGGAAAUAGCAGCCAGUUCUAUCUGAUUGACAUUGGAAGCUGUUGGAAGAACAAUGGCAAGCCAUGUGAUGGUGAUGUGAAGUCAGAUGUGACCAGAUACAAUGAGAUGAUUAUUAACCCAAGCACAACUCCAUGGUGCAAUGCAAACAGCCUCAGCCUAUGUCCACCUUAUCAUACAUUCCCCAACGGCACGCGAGUGCAUCGCAAUGACACUGCUCGCUUCCCUUACGCGGCGUACCACUUAUACUGCUCUCCAGGGAAUGGAGAGCAUCUUGAGGCUCCAUACAUGUUGUGUGAUCCAUACAGCAAUCCUCAGGCUCAGGAGAUAUUGCAGAUUCUGCCACAUCCAGUGUGGGGUGAAUAUGGUUAUCCUACCAUCAAAGGACAAGGUUGGAUUGGAAGUCCAAAGACAUGGGACCUUGAUGUUGGAAGAUUGUCACAAUCACUUUACUUUUAUCAGGAUCCUGGAACUUCACCAGCUAGAAGGCAAUGGACAUCUGUUGAUUUAGGAACAGAAAUUUUCAAAGAUCCUCAACAGAUUGCUGAAUGGACUGUGAGCGACUUUGACAUUCUCAUACCUAAGCAAUGAAGCCAAUUCAUCAGAGAUUAAUGAGUUUCUCUGUGGACAUACAUAUUCAAUAUUAUACAUAUUUUAUUGCUUGUAAUCUUUUC
This is a messenger RNA of Arachis stenosperma, 1640 nucleotides long. RefSeq lists its product as uncharacterized. NCBI's taxonomy places the organism in Eukaryota, Viridiplantae, Streptophyta, Magnoliopsida, Fabales, Fabaceae. The record is from RefSeq and is a predicted model, not a curated record. The coding region runs from base 37 to 1557 and encodes 506 amino acids. The transcript has 4 exons.